UCCCGAUAACAUUAACUGUAACAUGGCUUAUGUUGUCCAAUGGUAAGUGGUUUUUGCGCAGGUCAUGUUUACAGACAUGUUUAAAUAAUUACAAGUGAGAGGUGGGAAAAAUGCAGAAACGCACGGAGACGGUGGACUUUAACUCGCAAAAUUUUAUCCUUAAAGCGAGUUGACGUAUAAACCAAACUUCUACAACUAAGUGCGAAUCACUGUUUAACUGGUUCUGGUUCGCUGACAUGCAUAUUCAUUAGUCACGAUACUUCACUCACGUUGUAAAGGUUCUCUUACUAAAAUUUGUAUCAAAGCUGAAUCCAAAGUCCUGAUACCAUUUUCAAACAAACUUUACGUUGGAAGCGGGUGAUAAUGUACUUUGUAUUUUACAUAUUAAAUUAGUGGGCGAUAUAAAUAUUACAUGUCUCUCAAGGUCAGUUUAAAGGCUCAGAGGAAAAUAAUAUGCAAGAGACAGACAGUAGUAAAUAGUCUGGAAAUUAUAUAUUUUGCGUUCAAGAAAACAAGAUGAAGACAAUGGAAAUCUCAGGCAGCUGAAAUCACAAGUCGACCACUCAAGUGUUUCAUUUCAAACCAUUACAAAAAUGUCAGCUAUAGCUCACGUAUCAAUUCGCUGGUGGAGAUUUAAUAUUUUAGAAAACUGAUGACGCUUUUCGCCCUUAGAGCCGCAGGCGACUCGUCUCAAAUCACCUACCACAGCCACAUUGACAAGAAUAACGUCCACCACCCCUCAAAAACCACAGGCAGCGGUCUAGAUGUUAUGGCUGGGGUAAGCGAGAAAGCAGCGGGCUUUCAAGCGCUUUUCUAGCAAAGCGACAAAUUAAAACGACACGUUUCACUUUUAAAAACUAUAGGAUCUUUUUGUCUGGCUAUCUUGACUACGGCUAUUUUCGCUGCAUUUCUACCAAAACAAAACAACAAUCUAAUACUGCGGCCAUAUUUGGAAGCAUUUAUGAAAGUAUCCAAAGCUAUUAUAUAUAGCCAUGACACACAAACAUUUCGUGAUUAAUGAAUGUUUCUGCUUCAGUGGAAACUUGUGGUAGUCAAUUCAUGCUUUUAACUAUAGAAUGUGAGGGCUCCCGCCACGUGCCCAAAUUACCUCUUAUAAUCUCAUGUUGUAUUGAAUUACCUUUAUCAAGAGACUAUGACCUAAGAACGUUAUGGCCAUCAGCGUCACCAUCCUCUACUUUAAGCACGUAGAGAAAUUUGGAAGGGACGGCGACUUAAUUUAGCAACCGCUGGUUGGGUGAAAUAAAGGAAUAAAAAAAAAGGCAACGUGGCGACGCGACUACACCCUUUGGAAGCCUCACUUUAAAAGACUCCCAAGAACUGUUUUGAUUUCAGCACAAUGAUCUGCCCCGAUGAACUCAAACAAUGUUUACAAAUGCAAACAAAUUCUUCCUGAAUGAGUAGUUUUUGAAGGUACAGCCUUUUAUGCCAUGUGACUGACUUGACACCGCAAGAGUUUAAGCCGACCCGGGUUUUUCUUUUGGUAAACGAUCGUUACCACUUUUCGUAAGACACUUAAUUAUUUUUUGAUCUGUCAUUGAAAGUGUUGUUAAUAAAAAGGAAGAAUUCUAGUCCCAGAAUUGAACUAGACCUCACGUAUACCUAUACAAUCUCGCUUCCUAACCACUACACUGCCACACCGCGAUCACCACAUGACGUAAUACAUACAUUGAAAAGACACUGAACAAUAAGGACAUCACCACACAAUAACUAACCAACCAUGAGUCAACAAUAGUUUCCGCAACACAAAGAAACACCCCAAUUUUUCGAAAAAUGUGGGUAGACAUUAGCAGUAUGCAAAGGUCAGGAAGUGCGGGCGAACAGGUGCCUUUACAACGGGCAAUUCUAUCUUUUUCGAACCACACUAAUGCGUUUUUGUUGUCAUCGAAAACGCAUCGAUCGAUUCGCGUCCACACUAACGUUUUGAUGAGUUUUCGACUGUCAAAACGUUUAAAAACGAUAAAAUUGCACGUUGUGACUUAAUUUUAAGUCCACGCCCAUGCUACCAACACACGGGCCUGCGAUAUUUUCGGUCAUUGUUUUCAUUUUGAUGCGUUUUCGACCGUCCACACCAACACGAUAUGUACGUGUUUUCGUUUUGACCCACUUCAAGAGCGUUUUCAAAUCGCAUUGUAUUAAUGUGGACGGAAGGCCUAAAAGCAUCGAAUGUAUGCGUUUUCAACCGAAAAAGCGUUGGCAUGGUUUUCACUAGCGCAUAAGCAUAAGCACAAGGACAUACGCACGCGCAGAAUGGCAUAUUUGACUCAAUUCUCGAUACCAGGUCUCCUUAACCCAAUGAUAAACAAGAUGGCGGACUUGCUCUGCCAUAUUGCUUUUGAUAUGUUCGCAUGAGGUCUGGGUCAAAGUGACCUAUGAUUGGUCCACGGCCUUGUGCUUAUGCCUGUGCUUAUGUCGACCCCGUUUUCACUGGUCAAAGCUACCACAUAAACAUGAGCACAAGGACAAGAAGAACGAACUUGUCCGUUUUUAUUGUGCUUACGCUUAUGUCGACCCAGUUUUCACUUCUUUACACAUGUGCUUCCGCUUUGUGCUUAUGCUUAUGCGUUAAUGGAAACCAGGCAUUAGUGUGGAUGCGAAUCGGUCGAUGCGUUUUCGUAUUAGUGUGGACAGGGCCUUAGAGUGGAGAGUCGAAAACGCAUUAAAACGGUAGUGUGGAUGCGAGUCGAUCGACGCGUUUUCGAUGACAACGGAAACGCAAACUUUUGAAAACAAAUAAGUGUAGACAGGGCCUUAGCCUGGACUGUCAAAAACACAUUACAAAGGUAGUGUGAAUGCGAAUCGAUCGAUGCGUUUUUGAUGACAGCGAAAACGCAUACUUUUGAAAACGCAUUAGUGUCGGCAGGGCCUUAGUGUGGACAGUCGAAAACGCAUCAAAAGAGUAGUGUGGAUGUGUGGAUGCGAAUCGAUCGAUGCGUUUUCGAUGAUAACGAAAACACGUACUUUUGAAAACGCAUUAGUGCAGACAGGGCCUAAACCUUUUGCUUUUUUGCCAUUGCCAUCGUGACAUCUUAACUCCCUAUUCCUUUUCUUUCAACAGGUCCCAGAUUUAGCGAGGGCCUGAAAUGUUACACUUGUCACACAGACAUUUCCUGGGAUGACUGUGAUAAACGCCGUAUAAUAUAUAACUGUGGGGAGUCCCAAGUGUGUGUUAAAGAACAUGAAAUAGGGCCUGGAUCACAGCAAAAAUUUACUAAGUAUUGUGCACCAGCAGAAGCCUGUACAGACGAUCACUGCAAGAAAGUGGGAAAAAGAUGUACAGUAGACUGUUGUCAUCAAGACCUAUGUAAUGAUAGCAACCAGCCGUACAAUGCGUCCACGAUAGCAACCAGCCGAACAACGAUAGCAACCAGCCGAACAACGCUUGUCUUUUUUAUCCUGUUAGUAAAUAUUAUUUACAAGUUUUGCUUGUUUUGAAUACGCUAUCUUUUGAACGUUAUUUCACGAUUGUGUAAUUCACUAGAAGAAACGUGCAGUAGUUGUGGUUGGGUGCUUGAAGGGCUAAACUUGAAAUCCGGAAAUCCGGGUUCACUUGAUGCCAGACAGUUUCUCGAUCUCGGUAAGGAUGUUUAA
Molecule: messenger RNA, 3609 nt
Organism: Porites lobata
Lineage: Eukaryota; Metazoa; Cnidaria; Anthozoa; Scleractinia; Poritidae
Source: the annotation of a GenBank genome assembly